CCCGGUCCAAAACUAAGAUUAAAAAACCAAGAGUGAAGACACGCCCAGAUAAAAAGCAUCUGAAUAGAUCCGGAAGACCCCCAAGUUCCGUCAGAGGAAGAUAAAUGGCAUCCAAUCGGCGCCCGUUUCUUGGCAGCCAAUCAGCUUCCACCUUACAACGGUGCUCCGGAGAGCCGGCCCGGGCUGCUUUCUUCUCUCUAAGGGGUGAGGUUGUCACUGCAGGGUCCAGCUCCAGUAAGUGGCUAGUGACUGACUAGCAGUGCAGUGUCCCCCCCCCCCUUUUCUUUUUCUUUUUCUUUUUUCUUGUGCUUACUGCUUUUCUUUCUCCGCUCACGUAAUGCACUCCCUGAACCAAGAAAUCAAAGCAUUCUCCCGGGAUAAUCUCAGGAAACAGUGCACCAGGGUGACCACGCUAACUGGAAAGAAACUUAUAGAAACCUGGAAAGAUGCCACAGUUCAUGUUGUGGAGACAGAGCCCAGCGGUGGGGGUGGUUGUGGCUAUGUGCAGGACCUUACCUUGGACCUGCAAGUUGGCGUUAUUAAGCCCUGGUUGCUUCUGGGGUCACAGGAUGCUGCUCAUGACCUGGAGCUACUGAGAAAGCACAAGGUGACUCAUAUUCUCAAUGUUGCAUAUGGAGUUGAAAAUGCUUUCCUCAGUGAGUUUAUAUAUAAGACCAUUUCUAUACUGGAUGUGCCUGAAACCAAUAUCCUGUCUUAUUUUCCAGAAUGUUUUGAGUUUAUUGAGCAAGCAAAACUGAAGGAUGGCGUGGUUCUCGUGCACUGUAACGCAGGGGUUUCCAGGGCCGCUGCGGUUGUCAUUGGUUUCCUCAUGAGUUCUGAAGAAGUCGCUUUCACCACUGCUCUGUCAUUGGUGAAAGAGGCGAGACCAUCCAUAUGUCCGAAUCCUGGCUUCAUGGAACAGCUCCGCACUUACCAAGUGGGAAAGGAGACCAAUGGAAGUGACCAAGUGCCCACGGUGGACACGACCCAUGGUCUGUGAUCUGUACUCCAGCAGAGGCAAAAGACUUCUGCAUCGGCCUCUUUCCUCUUGCCUGUGUUUUGGAAGGAAACUUGGAAAACUUCCCUUUUCUGUUGCCUUUUACCAGUGGAAAUGAAUGUUAACUUUGUCGCCCUGAGUUAAUACAUUUUAAAGUUUUACCUUU
This is a messenger RNA of Mus pahari (shrew mouse), 1163 nucleotides long. It is a transcript of the gene Dusp19, whose product is annotated as dual specificity phosphatase 19. The record is from RefSeq and is a predicted model, not a curated record. Gene Ontology annotation, cellular component: cytoplasm. Gene Ontology annotation, biological process: regulation of MAP kinase activity; protein dephosphorylation. NCBI's taxonomy places the organism in Eukaryota, Metazoa, Chordata, Mammalia, Rodentia, Muridae. Gene Ontology annotation, molecular function: JUN kinase phosphatase activity. The coding region runs from base 338 to 1000 and encodes 220 amino acids. The transcript has 4 exons.